Naegleria gruberi is the source of this 1497-nucleotide messenger RNA. RefSeq lists its product as uncharacterized. Bases 1 to 1497 code for a protein of 498 amino acids. The record is from RefSeq and is a predicted model, not a curated record. The transcript has a single exon. Lineage: Eukaryota; Heterolobosea; Eutetramitea; Acrasida; Naegleriidae.
AUGUCAAUAUUUUCACCACAAAACGAUAAUGAUGAAGAAUUUCUCAUUCAAGAUUUGAUCAAGGCACAUUUAGAAGGAAAAUCAUCACAAAAAACACUUGAAAAAUUCCUAAAUGAUCCCUUCUAUGGGAUGUGUGAUCGGAUCAGAAGGUGGAUUAAACAAGAUGAAUCGAGAGGAUGUUCUGUUGCUUCGGAAGAAGUGAUCAAUGUGGAUUUACUUAGAAAAUUGGAUGAUAAUAUCAAGUAUGAUAUUAUGGAAUUUAUUCCAACCUUUUCGAAAUGGAAACAAUUCAAUCUGGAAAGGGAAUAUUUGAAAAGGAUUAAUUUUCCAAAAGAAAUAAUUCAUUCCAAUGAAUAUUAUCUGGAUAGCAACUUGGUAACCUUUCACAAAAUGAGAUUAAUUUCCAAAUCUUUCAAUAGACGAAUGAUGAUUAAAAUAUUGAAUAUUGAAGAAGUUUUCAUUGAUAUGGAAUUACCUAAUGCAAGAGAACUAAUCGAAGGUUUCAAUAUAUUAUUCGCUAAACAGACUAAAUAUGUUAAGGAAAAUAGAAUAUUACCAGAUUCAACUUUGUAUCUGUAUUCAGAUAAGACAGUUCCUGAUCCUUUAGAAGCUUUGAAAAAGAGUGUUAAGAAGGUUAAGAAGAAAGCAUCCUUGUUCGAUGAUGAGGAUGAGGAUGAGAUGUUUCCUGUUGGAACGAGUAGCUCAAUAUUUGAUGAUUCAUCUGAGGAUGAUUUCCUUCCGAAAGCAUCUCAUUCUCAAAAACCAAUUGCAACAACCCAUUAUUCUUCCCUAUUUGGUGAUGAGGAAGAUGACAUUUCUGAUUUCUCAGACUUUCUUAAAAAGAAUAAUCAAUCCACAAGUCCUCUUGCUUCUAAAAAUGAUGUCAGAGCUCCAUUCAAAAACAAUAGAAGAUCAUUAUCACCAAGAAGAGUCUCACCAGAAGUGUACUCCAAUUUCUGUUACCCAACAGAGUUGAGGCGCCCAGAUACUGUAUCAAAGCCAUCAUCACAUUCUUCAUUCAGUCUCACUCAAGAAAAUUCGACCAUUACUCACUUGAUUAUUAGUGGAAGACUACCACUUGAUUUGUUUCAGUUUUCUAAUUUGAGAGCUCUUACUUUACUUCAAAGUUCGACUUGUGAAAUACCUAAAACUGUUAAACUUUUUACAAUUUCCAAUGAAAGAGAUCUCCAUGGAGGUUCAUUAUCUUCAUUGGAAAUGAUCAAACAUUUGAUAACAAAGAGAUGUAUUGGAGCUAAUGGAAUUCAAGCUAUGUUGAAAUAUGGCACUAAAUUCGGGUCAUUAUUCUCCUCUUCCACACAACUAAUGGAAAAUAUACUCUCUGAAACAACUGAUCAGAGUAUUUUGGAUUACUUGUUUGUUGAGUUGGGAAUUCCUAUUGAGCUAAUCGAUUGUAGAUCCAAACAACCAGCUUAUCAAUAUUUAGUAUAUUUAUGUAAUAAGGUGAGUUUUAUUUGUUCUAUUCCAAUACCUAAUUGA